Messenger RNA from Zerene cesonia (dogface butterfly), 617 nucleotides. RefSeq names its product coiled-coil domain-containing protein 86. Gene Ontology annotation, cellular component: nucleolus. The record is from RefSeq and is a predicted model, not a curated record. The transcript has 2 exons. Bases 108 to 608 code for a protein of 166 amino acids. Lineage: Eukaryota; Metazoa; Arthropoda; Insecta; Lepidoptera; Pieridae.
ACCUAGUUUGUCAGUGCGACAUUGACACAUUCAAUAUUUUAAGUCGGAAAUCGUAAAAUAUUAAGACACGUGGGUUAUUUAUUAUAUAAAUAAAUGUAACAUAAAAUAUGAGUAUCGAAAAUAAUACAGAAUCAAAGGUAUUGUCCAUUUUGGAUACAAUAAAGAAGGAUCAGAAAAAUGAAGAAAAUACAACGGAUAAUUUAAUGAAAUCUAAACCUAAAACAAAAGGUUUAAAAAAGAAGUCGGAAUCCAACGAAAUAAGAAGCAUCCCUAAAUCAGGGCGAUUUUGGAAAACGAAAAAAGAAAGGUUUAAUUCCAUAGUAAAAACAAAAGGUAUAAGAUUGGAUUUUCAAAAAAAGACAGCACUGCGCUUAGAAUUACAACGCACAAAAGAGUUAUCUCGGCAAAUCACACAACAAAUACAAGAAAAAGAAGAAGCGCGUAAACAAAGAAGACGCGAAAAUAUCAAGCGUGCAGAGGAGAAUAAGAGAAAGUCUGAAGUAGUUCAAGUUAUUACAAAUACUAAGAAACUAAAAAGGAUGAAGAAAAAGCAAUUAAGAUUCAUUGAGAAAAGGGAUACAAAUAAAGAAGUUUCUUCAAAUAAAUAGACAAAAUUA